Archocentrus centrarchus (flier cichlid) is the source of this 3014-nucleotide messenger RNA. Its product is annotated as SR-related and CTD-associated factor 4-like. The coding region runs from base 194 to 2443 and encodes 749 amino acids. Gene Ontology annotation, biological process: negative regulation of termination of RNA polymerase II transcription, poly(A)-coupled. The transcript has 18 exons. Gene Ontology annotation, molecular function: RNA binding; RNA polymerase II C-terminal domain phosphoserine binding. Lineage: Eukaryota; Metazoa; Chordata; Actinopteri; Cichliformes; Cichlidae. The record is from RefSeq and is a predicted model, not a curated record. Gene Ontology annotation, cellular component: nucleus.
GAUUCCCUACAGGGUGGAAAAGCGAAGCUAGCUUAGCUAACAUUUGGUUAGCGCCACAUCGAAAGGAAAAAAAAGCUUCCUGACGCCGACGGUUGUUAUGUUGUGAGCUAUAUGUAUCUGCGCGUGGUUAUGGUGAGGUUAAGUAACCGAAUAUAAAGGCUAGUCAGUCAGUUUUCAACAGUAACCAGCCGUUAUGGAUGCAGUGAACGCGUUCAACAUGGAGCUGUUCUCCAUGAUUGACAUGAAGCCGCCAAUAUCCCGCGCUAAAAUGAUGUCUGUAACAAAAUCAGCCAUCAAAGCUAUCAAGCUUUACAAACAUGUUGUCCAGAUUGUUGAAAAGUUCAUUAAGAAGUGCAAGCCUGAAUUAAAGGUUCCUGGUUUGUAUGUGGUUGAUUCGAUUGUUCGACAGUCGCGUCAUCAGUUCGGUGUUGACAAGGACGUAUUUGGUCCCAGAUUCUUAAAAAACUUCUCAGAGACCUUCCAAAACCUUUAUCGCUGCCCAGAGGAUGAUAAGACAAAAAUUGUCCGUGUCCUUAACCUGUGGCAGAAGAAUGGUGUGUUUGACAUGGACAUUCUUCAGCCUCUAAUGGAUAUGGCGAAUGGUAUCAUUGCACCUCGCCCUGCAGAGGAAGCUCCCGCUGAGCCCCAACCAGAGACACGGCCUCCUGUCAGUAAUGUCCCAGUCGUGCCUGCAGUGCCCCAGCUACCGAGUCCUGAUGCUUUAGCUGCUGUGGCACAGCUGUUUCAGUCCCCUCAUGGUCAGGAGCUGCAGAGGAUGCUCCAGAACAUCCAGCAGGCAGAUAAGACUCUAGCAGCCACCACUGAAAACAACAUACCACACCAACCCCAGAUCCCACUGGCUCAGCUCAACGCAUACAGCGCACACACCGAAAAGAAAAGCUCUUUAGCCGAGAAACUCCUUGACCGAUUUGACUAUGAUGAUGAACCUGAAGACAUAACAGCUACUGAAGGCAACGUUCACUCACAACCUGAAACUAUGAUGACCCAGUUUCCUGGUCAGGUGCACAACACAGGUGUUAACCAGCAUAUGAUGGGUCAGACUGAGGAUAUAAAGCACAGAGGAGGAAUGAGUCAUACUCAACAUCACAUGAUUCCAGAUGGAUACCAAUCCACAAAUGAGGUUUACUCUCAGUCCCGGGGAAGUUCAAGAGAAGAUUUAUCUAUGAGGCGGGAAGGCCGACACAGAGGCCAUGGGAGAAGAUCCAGAUCCAGGUCUGGAUCCAGGUCUCCAAGGAGAAGAAGAUCAAGAUCUUCAUCGCGCUCAAGAAGGUCAAAGCGUUCUCACUCCCGAGAACAGCACUGGAGAUCUCGCUCUCGUUCUCAGGAUAGGAGUGAAAGAGAGAAGGACCGAGAGCGCAGGCAGAAAGGUCUUCCCAGCAUCAAGAGUCAGACGCUAAGUGUUUGCAGUACUACACUGUGGGUUGGACAACUAGACAAGAAAACUCAGCAGUCUGAUGUGAUGUGUCUUUUGGAAGAGUUCGGGCAGAUCGAGUCCAUCAAUAUGAUUCCUCCCAGGGGUUGUGCCUAUAUUGUUAUGGUUCACAGGCAAGAUGCCUACACAGCCUUGAACAGACUCAGUAGGGGGUCAUACAAAGUCAAUCAGAAACCAGUUAAGAUUGCUUGGGCUUUGAAUAAAGGUAUAAAACCAGCUCACAAAAAGUUCUGGGAUGUCGAGCGGGGAGUUACCUACAUCCCGUGGAGUAAAGUCAAAGUGGAGGAGCUGCAGAGCUAUUGCGAAGGGGGAAUGCUGGAUGUGGACACACUAAAUCCAGAGUGGACUGUUACCAAGGACAUCAACAAUCAGGCAGCUGUUAAUGGACUGUUGGAAGGUUUACCAGAUGGGAUCGCCUCUGCUCACGUUCAGUUGGCACCAGUUCCACAGACAGAGCUCAUUGGAAGUCCGCCUGCUUUCUCGGGCCCUAUUAUGCUGUCUCCUACAUCCAUGCCUCCAGCAGGAGCUGCUUUCAUCCACACAGAGUUUGACCCCACAAAGUUGGCAGCAGCAGGAAGUGUAAAAUCUCCAGAGAUGUCCACAGAAGAUCCUAAAGGAGACAACGGUCGUGUCGAUUCCAUGACCGCCAACCUGCUGGGGCCUCGAGCAUCACCAGUGAUGACCCUGCCGAGCCCUGCGAUCAUGCAGGGACCCAGACUGGGUAUGCCACGGCUGCAGCCUCCUCCCAGCUUGACGAAUCCUCAUAUGCCUCCUUUCCUCUCACCGCCAAGCAUGCCGCAAAUGAUGCCUGGAGGACCCAUGUUUCCAUCCGACAGGUUCAGAAUGCCUAUGCAGUUCCCUCCUCGUGGCCCCCCUUUCCAUCGACAUCCUUCCAUGGGACCUGAGAGCAUGAAUGAUAGGGAAGGAAGGCAAUUCCGAAAUGGGAGGCCUGGAUUUGGGGGUCCUCCCUUUCACAGAGGGAGGUGGUAGAGGCCAGGGCAAUAAUAAUGAACCCAUGGGGGGGUGGGGGUGGAACCACUGUGACAAGGACUGCUGUGACCUGUGGGUGGUGCAAAGAAACUUUAAAAUUGCUAUAGCACCAGAUCCCUUUCCUGGUGGAAAGACACCAGGAAAUAUAGCUGAAGGAAGACACUGUGUUCUGAUGGUGGUACCGACUCUAAGUUCACCACACAAGAGACUUGUUGCUCUACAUACUGUACUUGCUCGUAGCUGUUUGCUCUCUUUUUGUAUACUCAAAGUUGUGGAGUGUAUGCUUGAGUCUGUAAUUGGUAGGUGCAGGUAUAAACAAAGGCAGUGUCUGUAUUCCUUUACUGGAGUUUUGUGUAUGAAGAAAAUUCUAUAACAUUUUUGGUAUUUUGUUUUUAGUAAACUUGCCUUUGUACUACACUGAUAUUUAAGUCUUCUCAUGAAGAAGGUGGAUUUCAUUUGAAGACGAUUUCACGUCCUGCCAGUAGAGGGUAGAGUAAACCCUGUUUCCAAGGCCAACCUCUGUUGUACAUUAAGGUCACACCUUGUAGGAUCAUGUGGAGUGAAUAUUAAA